AAAAGACUAAAGAGUGGAAGAACAAAUCACCUGAGCAGAGGGUUACGGAAACAAGUAAAGUUAACUUCUCGAAAAAUUCGGUGGAAAUAUUUUUUAAAAACUGGCUGCUUAAAGGCUGAUUUUCUGUUUCAAAUGUUUUGACACGUCUUUUGUUUCAACGCAGUUACGGAAGUAUUUAAAGACUUAUAACAACUCGGGGAAGAAAAUAGAUUUCUUGGAUUUUGCACCUUUCUUUAUGUUUACUGGCUGGUUGCACUCUCAUAAAGGGGCUCUCCAAUCUGGAGGUCAAUUGCCUUGAGUGCUGCUGCAAGUUUUAGUUGAGUUCCCAGGGAUUGUCAUUUAUCAAACCCCGAGUGAUGUAACACAACAAAUGCAGUUGCCACCAGUAGUGAUUCAAUCGGUACGGACGUAGUUGCAGUGGGUCAUCCCUGUCACCCUCCCAACUCUACAAAGGAGUUAUCCUGGAUUUUUUCUGGUGGUGGUUGCGUCAGAAGGGACCGGGACCCAGUCCCCGACGUCGGUACCAACAACAACAGCAGGAAAAGUCUCAACAUCGUCAUCGAUCAAAGAUCCAACGCUCCAUCGGGACGAGCCAUCACAACAACAACAACGACGAGAACAACAUGUUGGGGGCCGCUCAGGAUCAACUGGCGCCCAUUCGACUUAGUGGCCAUACCUUGGACAAAGCCACUAAAGCCAAGGUGACGCUGGAGAAUUACUACAGCAAUCUCAUCGCUCAGAAUGUCGAACGACAGCAAAGGCUGGCGAAAUUGGAAGAGACUUUGAGAGAGGAAGGAUUGACAGAGAUCCAGAAACAGGAGAAACGUCAGCAACAUGCCAUCAAAGAAACUGAAUUUCUCCGAUUGAAACGCUCUCGAUUGGGUGUCGAAGAUUUCGAACCCCUCAAAGUGAUUGGUCGAGGGGCGUUUGGUGAGGUGCGCCUAGUGCAAAAGAAAGAUACUGGCCAUGUUUACGCUAUGAAAAUCUUGAGGAAAGCCGAUAUGUUGGAAAAGGAGCAGGUGGCUCACGUUCGAGCUGAACGUGACAUUCUAGCCGAAGCCGAUCACCAAUGGGUUGUGAAAAUGUAUUAUUCAUUCCAGGAUCCAGUAAAUCUCUACCUGAUUAUGGAAUUUCUCCCUGGAGGCGACAUGAUGACGUUGUUGAUGAAGCGAGACACUCUGUCGGAAGAAUGUACUCAAUUUUACAUCGCCGAAACGGCGUUGGCCAUCGAUUCUAUCCACAAACUGGGAUUCAUUCACCGAGAUAUUAAGCCGGACAAUCUGCUGCUCGAUGCUCGAGGCCAUAUUAAGCUCUCGGAUUUCGGGCUGUGUACGGGCCUUAAAAAAUCCCACCGCACAGACUUUUAUCGAGACUUGAGCCAGGCAAAGCCCUCGGAUUUCGCUCCCAGUAAUCCCAUGGAUAGCAAAAGGAGAGCCGAGAGCUGGAAGAAGAAUCGACGUGCCCUAGCUUACAGUACGGUGGGCACACCUGAUUACAUCGCUCCCGAAGUGUUUAUGCAAACGGGUUACGGAUCGGCCUGCGAUUGGUGGAGUUUGGGCGUCAUUAUGUACGAAAUGCUGAUUGGAUAUCCACCGUUCUGCAGCGAGAAUCCUCAGGAGACAUAUCGCAAAGUGAUGAAUUGGAGAGAAACCCUCAUCUUUCCACCGGAGGUGCCUAUAUCUGAAGAUGCCCGUCAGACCAUCCUUAGAUUUUGCUGCGAGGCGGAUCGUCGAGCAGGAUCCCAGCGAGGGCUGGAUGACUUGAAAUCGUACAACUUUUUCCGGGGCGUUGAUUGGGAGCACAUUCGUGAACGACCGGCUGCCAUUUCGGUCAACAUUCGCUCCAUCGAUGACACUUCGAACUUUGAUGAAUUCCCCGACGUCGAUCUGAAAAUCCCCUCGGCCCCAGAGCCUCCCAAAGAAGGCGACGUUUCUACUUACAAGGAUUGGGUGUUCAUCAACUACACGUUCAAACGUUUCGAAGGUUUGACGCAACGAGGUGUCCUCCCCUCGCACAUGAAGAAAUAGUAAGAAAUUCUUAAAACGAAAAGAGAAAAAAAAUCCCGCCCCCCCCCUACCCUUUUCCUCUUUUCUUGGCUAUCUGAGAUAUAAAAGAAAAAAAAAACAUAUUUGUUGUUGGUUAACGGUUUUUAAAACGAACGAUCCACUUGCACUUUGUACCGUCUUAUAAAACGAAAUUCAAACAAAUUUCUUUUUGCUGCCCUCCUUCUCUUAUCUCCUUCUACUUUUGGAUCCAUUCGACUUGUGUAGGGAAAAACUAAACAAAAAUUUAAAAAAUCACUUCCCAGUCUAAAAACAUCUUUUUUCACAUUUCUCUGUUUUCCCCCUUUUCUCCUCUUCCCACUGUGUCUCGAUCUCAUCUUUAUUAUUAUUUUUUUCCGAGGGUUUUUUUCCGCUGAAGGGAAAGAAAAAGACAAAUUACGAAAAUCAACAAAAAUAGCAACCAAAACCAAAACAUGAUUUGUACAUAGAUAUUAAAAAUUCUCCUCCUCUCCCUCCUACUUUACCGUCAGAUCUGCUAUCCACCUUCUCCAUCACCUUUUUUUGGCAUUACUCCUCCUCAUCACCUUUUCGAUAGAGAGUUAUUCUACUUCCCACAGAAAUAUUCAGAAUUCAGUCCUCGUUGGUUAAAAGACAAAAGAUAAAAAAUACAAUCUUUGUUCCUGGUGUAAAUGUAAUAAUAACAGCAAAUAUAUGAUCAUAGCAUAUUAA
Messenger RNA from Daphnia pulicaria, 2732 nucleotides. RefSeq names its product serine/threonine-protein kinase tricornered-like (gene trc). The transcript has 10 exons. Gene Ontology annotation, molecular function: ATP binding; protein serine/threonine kinase activity. The coding region runs from base 624 to 2027 and encodes 467 amino acids. The record is from RefSeq and is a predicted model, not a curated record. NCBI's taxonomy places the organism in Eukaryota, Metazoa, Arthropoda, Branchiopoda, Diplostraca, Daphniidae. Gene Ontology annotation, biological process: peptidyl-serine phosphorylation; intracellular signal transduction.